Molecule: messenger RNA, 1836 nt
Organism: Leptinotarsa decemlineata (Colorado potato beetle)
Lineage: Eukaryota; Metazoa; Arthropoda; Insecta; Coleoptera; Chrysomelidae
Gene: Uggt
Product: UDP-glucose-glycoprotein glucosyltransferase
Biological process (GO): ERAD pathway
Cellular component (GO): endoplasmic reticulum
Molecular function (GO): UDP-glucose:glycoprotein glucosyltransferase activity
Source: RefSeq, a predicted model, not a curated record
UUUGAGGUCUCUUCAAAGAUAGAGUCACAGGAGCUUAAUUUGAAGAUGUUGAGGGUAUAUUGCCAAAGGGUGUUGAAAUUGAAAGAAUCCGAUAGAGCUGUGGUAGCUAAUGGGAGAGUACUUGGACCACUUGAUGAAAAUGAAGAAUUCAUUGCUGAAGAUUUCAACCUCUUGGAACGGUUCAGUUCGUCAUCCUAUUUGGAAAAAAUUAACGGAAUCCUAUCUAAAGAUGCUGAGGAUGAAGAAGAGAUAACUAGUGACUCUAUGAUGAGGAUAAUAUCCCUUCUCAUCUCGAGGCCCCAGUCUCGAUCUCGUUUUGAAAUUGUGUAUGCUGGUGAUGAGCAUUCUGUUUUGAAACUUCCUGCUGCACAUCCUGAUCAGGUGGCAUUUGAUAUAGUAGCCAUUCUUGAUCCGGUGUCUAGAGGAGCCCAGAAACUGGGACCGAUCCUGCAAGUCCUACAAGAAGUACUUAAUUGUAAUAUUAGGGUGUUUUUGAACAGCGUAGAAAAGAACAGUGACAUGCCCGUUAAAAGUUUUUACCGAUUUGUAUUAGAACCCGAAAUUCAGUUCUCGGAAGACGGUCGUCAACUACCUGGUCCUUUAAUUUUUUGUUCAUUUAUCUACUUCAUUUUUAGUCACGAUGGUAGUGACACUCCUGAAAACUCAACUGACAUCAAGGUGCUUAUAAGUUCCUUACGCUCCCACAUAGUCAAACUGAGAGUACAGAAAAAAUCAGAUAAACAGAAUGUGGAUUUAUUGUCUGAUGAUGAAGGUGGUUCUGGUAUUUGGAAUUCUAUUGCAAGUUCUUUCUCUGGCACUGAAGAGGAACCUGACCAAAAAUUGAACAUAUUUUCACUAGCUUCUGGUCACUUGUAUGAACGAUUCCUCAGAAUCAUGAUGUUAUCCGUCCUCAAACAUACCAAAACUCCAGUCAAAUUUUGGUUUUUGAAGAAUUAUUUGUCGCCACAAAUAAAGGAUUUCCUACCAUACAUGGCUAAAGAAUAUGGGUUUGAGUAUGAGUUGGUGCAGUAUAAAUGGCCGAGGUGGCUACACCAGCAGAAUGAGAAACAGAGGAUAAUUUGGGGCUACAAAAUAUUGUUCUUGGAUGUACUGUUUCCUCUGGAUGUCAAAAAAAUCAUUUUUGUUGAUGCUGAUCAGGUGGUCAGAGCAGACCUAAAAGAACUACAACAGUUAGACCUUGGAGGUGCCCCAUAUGGUUAUACUCCAUUUUGCGAAUCCCGCAAAGAAAUGGACGGCUUCCGAUUCUGGAAACAUGGUUACUGGAGAAACCAUCUGCAAGGCAGACGAUAUCACAUUUCAGCCCUGUAUGUAGUUGAUUUGAAGCGGUUCCGAAGGAUAGCGGCCGGAGACAGACUGAGAGGACAGUAUCAAGCUCUUAGUCAGGAUCCGAACAGCUUAUCCAACUUGGAUCAGGAUUUACCUAAUAACAUGAUUCACCAGGUGGCUAUUAAAUCUUUGCCGCAGGAAUGGUUGUGGUGUGAAACUUGGUGUGAUGAUGCUUCAAAGGAUUAUGCAAAAACAAUUGAUUUGUGCAAUAAUCCAAUGACUAAAGAAGCAAAACUAACAGCUGCUGUUAGAAUAUUGCCAGAAUGGAAAGGAUAUGAUGAUGAAAUAAGAGAACUGCAGAAAAGAAUCGACUCCGGUGAACUAGAUGCCGAUCCUUCUGAAGAAAAAGAAGUAGUUGAUAAAGGUGCGACUGAUAUACAUUCAGAGUUAUGAUAGGCUUAAUUUAAAGGAAUUAUGUACAGAUUUUUCAGUAAUUUGUAAACAGUGAUAAAACAGUGUUAGUGUCAGUUACUAUUAAGUCUUAUUUUA